AUGGACAACCCCGACCAUGAGCACAAGUCGGUCGCCGCGCCAAUUCAAGAUCCAUCUUGUCCAGCACUCGAGCAUGGCGAACAAUGCUCCAUUCAAACAGAGGAAGAGUUGCCCGAAUUGAUACUGCCUCAAAGUUCCCAGUCCCAGACCCUUCAUGAUCCUUCCCAACCUCUAGUCGAAGAGCUGAAGUGCUUAGAUCAAGACUCUCUCCACCUCUCGCAGCCGGCUGCCCAAAUGUUGAGAUUCUACUCCAUGUUGUGGGAGUCUUAUUCCGCUAAGAAAGCCCACAGCCAGCGGCUUGAAAAAGAGAACGAGGCGCUACGUGCCAUCAAUAUAAAUUUAUGCCAAGAACGAGAGUCUCUAGAAUAUCGACACGCCAACCAGGAAGCCUUACUUGUCUACUUUGAGGACGCCUUUGAAAACGUUCGGCGUGGCAUCCUUGGUGUUCUUAAAGACUGGGAAAACUGCUCUCCUGAGCUUGUGCCGGAGCGUGAUUCUACCCACAGCAAUGGUGGCGAUCCACAGUUGGCUUAG
Molecule: messenger RNA, 534 nt
Organism: Penicillium cinerascens
Lineage: Eukaryota; Fungi; Ascomycota; Eurotiomycetes; Eurotiales; Aspergillaceae
Exons: 2
Coding region: 1-534 (177 amino acids)
Source: RefSeq, a predicted model, not a curated record